UGACAACUUUACUAAUCGUGGCUUCACGCAUCCGGAACUGAAACAAAACAUCAGGGCUCAGGCACGUUUAUUCUUUGAUUCAGAUUGCAAUUCGAAUUCGGUGUGGACGGAAUGGAGGUCCGCUUCACGCGAGGCAAAUCUGCGAUCCUCGAGCGCUCGAUCACGCGUCCUAAAACGGAGGUGAGCGUGAGUGCGUUCGCGCUGCUGUUCUCCGAGAUGGUGCAGUACUGCCAGAGCCGCGUGUACUCGGUGUCUGAGCUCCAGGCCCGGCUGGCUGACAUGGGUCAAGGUGUGGGAGCCAGUCUUCUCGAUGUUCUUGUGAUGAGGGAGAAAAAUGGGAAAAGAGAAACCAAAGUAUUAAACAUACUUCUCUUUAUUAAGGUAAAUGUGUGGAAAUCUUUGUUUGGCAAGGAGGCAGACAAACUGGAACAAGCCAACGACGAUGACAAAACAUACUACAUCAUUGAAAAGGAGCCAUUGAUCAAUGCCUACAUAUCAGUACCUAAGGAGAACAGCACUUUAAACUGUGCGGCCUUCACUGGUGGCAUUGUGGAGGCUAUCCUAACCCACAGUGGCUUCCCAGCCAAAGUCACGGUCCACUGGCAUAAGGGAACCACUCUGAUGAUCAAGUUUGAUGAGGCAGUCAUUGCUCGAGAUAAAGCUCUUGAUGGCAGAUAGCAGAUUGAUCAGAAUCAAGUCUCAAGGUUUACCCUCGAGUCUGGAGUCUAAAUAGGAUUUAAGUUGAAUUGAAUUUUCAUUCAUUUUUAUAGCUAACAAAUUCACUGCAUCUAGCAUCUCAAAUAACUUCAUGCCUGUAUCUGGCUCUCUUGCUUUAUUAAUGAUGUUACAGAAUAUAGAUGAGGACAGCACAGUCACCUCACUAGUCCAAAAAAAAAAAUGUCUUUACUGAUACACUAAUGCAGUGAAGGGUUAUACAGUUCUUAAUCUUUGGAUGUCCAUUUUGCAUAUGUACUGAAACAAAGCAUGCAUAAAUUGUAAUAAUUAAUCAAUUAAAUCAGAAUUGAAUAGAUUGUUAGGUUUGGUUCUCAUUGAGUUGAGGAUAAAAUGUGCUGGAUUUUUCCAAAAUUUUGCGGACAAUGUACAUAUGGCAAAAUUAAAUAUGUAUAUGAAGUUUUAUUUACAGCAUUAAUUAGAUUUGGACUUCUUGAUCAUUUUUGUAUUAUAGAGGAUUGAUCUAUGUAUCUGUGUUUCAUUUGUUCUUUCAUUGUCUUACAAUAUAAUAAAGUCUUUGUAAAUUGCAUGAA
Pimephales promelas (fathead minnow) is the source of this 1265-nucleotide messenger RNA. It is a transcript of the gene trappc5, whose product is annotated as trafficking protein particle complex subunit 5. Gene Ontology annotation, cellular component: TRAPPIII protein complex; TRAPPII protein complex; TRAPPI protein complex. Gene Ontology annotation, biological process: endoplasmic reticulum to Golgi vesicle-mediated transport. NCBI's taxonomy places the organism in Eukaryota, Metazoa, Chordata, Actinopteri, Cypriniformes, Leuciscidae. The record is from RefSeq and is a predicted model, not a curated record.